Molecule: messenger RNA, 836 nt
Organism: Anopheles maculipalpis
Lineage: Eukaryota; Metazoa; Arthropoda; Insecta; Diptera; Culicidae
Gene: MED31
Product: mediator of RNA polymerase II transcription subunit 31
Exons: 3
Coding region: 21-836 (271 amino acids)
Biological process (GO): regulation of transcription by RNA polymerase II
Cellular component (GO): core mediator complex; mediator complex
Molecular function (GO): transcription coregulator activity
Source: RefSeq, a predicted model, not a curated record
ACAAAAAACUCAAAACAGCCAUGGCUAAUAAAAUGGUCGGGAAGGGUAAAUUGCCAGUCGAAUCGGAAGAUGCCCAAAAGCUUAGAUUUCAGGUGGAGCUAGAGUUUGUACAAUGUUUGGCCAAUCCCAAUUAUUUGCAUUUUUUAGCACAACGAGGAUACUUUAAGGAUGCCGCCUUUGUAAACUACUUAAAAUAUCUACUGUACUGGAAGGAGCCCGAGUACGCGAAAUACCUCAAGUUCCCGAUGUGUCUGUACUUCCUCGAUCUGCUGCAAUAUGAACACUUUCGGCGUGAAAUCGUCAGUGCGCAGUGCUGUAAAUUUAUCGACGAUCAAGCGAUCUUGCUGUGGCAGCAUUAUACCCGUCGGCGCACAAGGCUUACCGCGCUCGGUACUACCAGUCUGACGGGAUUGGCCGUUGGUGGACAGCCGGUUGGUGGUGGUGUACAGGGUACGCUACUCUCGAACGAGCCCGCCAUUAUGCCGAACAGUGGUAGUAACAACAACAAUGGUAGCAAUAAUGGCAGCACGAUCAGUAACAACGGUGCCAACAGCGGUCUCGGUAGCAUCGGUAGCAAUAAUAAUGGUAGCAGUGGCAGCAACAGCAACAAUGGUCCAAACAGUGGCAACGUGAAUGUGCCAACAUCGGUCGUAGGCCAACAGCAGCAGCAGCAACAGCAAAAUGGUGCUGGAAUCACGCAGCACAACGGUGUCGGAGGUGGAGGAGGAGGAGGAGGAGGAGCCGGCGGUGGUGGCGGACUGCUGGGUAAUCCGAUGGGUACGAUUGGCGGUGGAAACGGUAUGCCGGGCGGUGGCAUCAAUCAAAAAGUUCCUUAA